Maylandia zebra (zebra mbuna) is the source of this 1682-nucleotide messenger RNA. RefSeq names its product homeobox protein Hox-A10. Gene Ontology annotation, cellular component: nucleus. Gene Ontology annotation, molecular function: DNA-binding transcription factor activity, RNA polymerase II-specific; RNA polymerase II cis-regulatory region sequence-specific DNA binding. The record is from RefSeq and is a predicted model, not a curated record. Gene Ontology annotation, biological process: regulation of transcription by RNA polymerase II. NCBI's taxonomy places the organism in Eukaryota, Metazoa, Chordata, Actinopteri, Cichliformes, Cichlidae.
UUGGGACCAAUGUCACGGCCCUGGAUCUUUUGAUCUCCAAACUCACCUUAAAAGCAAACAGCUCCAAGAUGGAUAUCGUUACGUAGCCCCAGAGUGGGAGGGACUGACCAUCUUCCAGCUUUUCCAUUGGUUUCACAGUCUGCUCGGCGGAGAGGGGGUGCCUCUAAUCAUAUCCAGCAUGUUUUGCACAAGAAAUGUCAGCCAGAAAGGGCUACCUUCUCUCUUCGCCAAAAUACACCACAAUAAUGUCAUGUUCGGACAGCCCGUCAGGAAAUGCGUUUCUAGUGGAUUCUCUGAUCAGUGGCCGCAAUGAGAGCGGCGGAGGUCACUACACCGGGAGCGCACUGUGCGUGCCUCACAGCACUGCCACAGAAGUGCCUUACGGACUACACAACUAUGGAUACUUCCCAGGUAUGGGUAAGCGGAGCGAGGUGGGUCCACAAAACGUGGUUUCCGCCUCGGGCGCUUACAUGUCCACCAUGGAAAUGUGGAUGGACGCACAGAGGUCAUGUCGGAUGGACCAAGAUCACCCGGUAGGUCCUCAGGUCGCGCCCUGCUCGUUCCCGCAAAAUAUAAAGGAAGAGAGCACCUACUGCCUGUACGAGCAGGCGAAGUGUCCUAAAGCCUCCACCGCAGAAGAUCUCACAUAUUCAAGGUUAACUGGAGCCGGCCAAGGGUCGAGUUCUUGUACAGUUACCGAUGGCGGCGGCGGGGGCUCAGUGCCUGUGCCGGGCUACUUCCGCUUGUCUCAGACGCACGCACAUUCUCAUAAACUUUACAACUCCAGCGGCCCCCAGUCGAACCCUUCCCAUUCCCAUUUUGGCCUACACCCCACUGCUCCAGCUCGCUUCCACACACCUCCAACCUCGACUUCUGCUCCAGCCACGGCACAGGAGGGGAGGAACACCGAGGGGCCCGUGUCCUCGGGAAACGCAGACCUGCAGCCUCACGCUGCGACUGGGACCGAGGAGGCACGCGACUCCUCGGAUGGAGACGCCUCGUCAGCUGAAGAAACAGAGGAGAACGACAAAGAGAGAGCAGUACAGUCUAAUAAAGGAGACACAAAAAGUGAAAGCACGGCCAACUGGCUGACAGCAAAAAGCGGCCGUAAGAAACGUUGUCCAUACACCAAGCACCAGACACUAGAGCUGGAGAAGGAAUUCCUCUUCAACAUGUACCUGACCCGAGAGCGCCGCCUAGAGAUCAGUAAAAGCGUCCACCUGACGGACAGACAGGUCAAAAUCUGGUUCCAGAACCGCAGGAUGAAGCUGAAGAAAAUGACGAGGGAAAACAGGAUCCGGGAACUCACCUCCAACUAUGGAUUUUCGUGAUGAACGAGAGAAUCACGAUGACACAGGAGAAGUAAAAUAAAAUGUAAAAACAAGAUAUAUAGGUGAAAUAAAUUACAUUCGCCACCCCACACCUCCUUGUCCACACAAAGACUCGUUUUACCGUGGGGUGCAGCGUCCUUUAAUUUCCAAACACGCUUAAUGUCAAUGAAACGUCCUCUGUGAGCUACUGAGAAAAAGGAAAAAAGGAUCAUCUGAAUGUUUUUGACUCUGUUUUUACCCCUGAUUGUGUUUUUCUUUUUAUAUUUUCUUUUUAUAUUGUUGAUCCAACACCUCCGUCGUAUGUUUGGGUAGUGUCCUCAGUGCAGUUAAAUCAGUGCAGUGAACACCCCC